AUGACGGUUGGACCAUUUGAUCUGAGAAAGCGUCGCUCACGCUGUGUACAGUGCUCAAGCAGUCAUCUCAAGUGUUCGGGCGAAGUGCCCUGCGGCAACUGUACUCGUCGAGGCAAGGUCUGCUCGCCGCCCACACAAGACAACACGAUCAAGGUGACGACUAAGCACGCCAAACCGCCAAAUAGCCCAGCACCGCAACAGCAGGUGAUAUGGGCGUUGGCUCGACCAGUCGCGGUCGACAAGCAGUCUCUGUACGUGGUGGAAUUCUUCGACAAGUUCUUGGAGAGGAACAGCUUCACCGGCCGACCUCAGUCUUCAUUUCCCGCCGUCCGCUCGGUUCUAGAAGGCAACCAGAGUUUGUUGAAUGUGAUCUCUGCCAUUGGCGCGCUGCAGGUGUCUCGAUGGCGUCCGGCGACCUGCACGCGCAGAGACGCGCUCGUCAAUUAUCGAGACGCCGUGACUGCUCUGCAAUCCGAAAUCGAGUGUGCCGCGGGAAGUAGACAUGCCAUUGUCGGUCUGUCGUGGAGCACUUUGUUCUUAGGCUUAUUCGAGCUGAUGUACGAGAGUACCGGCGACGGAUGGAUUCGCCACAUGAUAUAUGGGACUUCGCGGCUGCUGCAACUGCUGACCCCUGAGGGUUGCUCCUGGGGGCCUGGCAGAGAAUUCUACCUUGAAGCCCGGAUCUUCGAGGUUGCUCGAUCGAUGCUGUUCGUUGAGGAAUCGUUCCUGACAACGCCUCCUUGGAAGUCUUUAACACUGACGGUAUGGUCGGGGACAUAUGCGAAAGAUUGGACGCCUCUGGAGAGCCUUCUGGACAUUAUGAUCACGGUGGCGGAUCUCUGUAUUCGGGCAAUGAGAUUCAUUCUGCCGAGAGAGAUCGACGGUGCCUGCGAAGUUGAUGUGGACCAGCUUCGUGCUUUCGCUGAGCAAGGCGCUGCAUUGAAGACAGAAUUGACGGCUUGGAGUAACACGGCACGAGAAUGGUAUGCUGAGCAUGCUGCAGAUGGCCACAAUUUCCUCUCUGCUGUGUAUUAUUCUGCCAUUUCCAUAUAUCAUUCAGGCAUCUACGACUAUUCCGAUAUCUGGCGUCACGCAGAGGUGACCACACCGUCUCUCCCUUCUUCCGACAUUCAGCAGCACGUCCGCACAAUCCUACAUCUCUCCACGCUUGCUCUUCACCAUACCAACCUGAGCAGCAUAGUUUUUCUUCUUCCGCUCCGAAUUGCUGGAGCGCGAGCCAAAUUGCCGGAGCAAAGAGCUCAGAUCAGGAAAUUGCUCAUCACCAUCACAAAUCCCUUUCGAGCCGCCAAAGCCAUAAUAUCCGAUCUUGAAGAAGUGUGGACCAAUUAG
Messenger RNA from Exophiala spinifera, 1350 nucleotides. RefSeq lists its product as uncharacterized. Gene Ontology annotation, molecular function: DNA-binding transcription factor activity, RNA polymerase II-specific; zinc ion binding. The coding region runs from base 1 to 1350 and encodes 449 amino acids. Gene Ontology annotation, biological process: regulation of DNA-templated transcription. The transcript is spliced from 4 exons. Lineage: Eukaryota; Fungi; Ascomycota; Eurotiomycetes; Chaetothyriales; Herpotrichiellaceae. The record is from RefSeq and is a predicted model, not a curated record.